This is a messenger RNA of Thelazia callipaeda (thelaziosis nematode), 315 nucleotides long. Lineage: Eukaryota; Metazoa; Nematoda; Chromadorea; Rhabditida; Thelaziidae. The record is from the annotation of a GenBank genome assembly.
AUGUUCUGUAAGAAUGUACGCAACUUGUUCAUAGCUUCUUUGCUGAUCACAAUUUGCUUCCCCAGAAUUAGUUGUGCUGAACUUCUGGAGCAAAGAGUGGAACAUGUACAGGUUGCAUUAGUUGUCCCAGAAAGUGAUAUUGAUGGCUGGACAGGAGAUAGCGAUAAUUGUGACUCAGUCGCGAAUGGCGCUUGGAGUCAAUAUCUACUGUUUGGGAUGGUGUUUGGCUUCAUGACAGGGGUCGUUGGUGGUAUCUUAGGUGGCUUUCUGUGCUGGCAGAUUCGUGUUUACAAAGAAGAGACCAUAUCUGUUUGA